Molecule: messenger RNA, 1895 nt
Organism: Dendronephthya gigantea
Lineage: Eukaryota; Metazoa; Cnidaria; Anthozoa; Malacalcyonacea; Nephtheidae
Product: NEDD8-activating enzyme E1 regulatory subunit-like
Exons: 20
Coding region: 70-1707 (545 amino acids)
Biological process (GO): protein neddylation; ubiquitin-dependent protein catabolic process; DNA damage response
Cellular component (GO): cytoplasm; nucleus
Molecular function (GO): ubiquitin activating enzyme activity; NEDD8 activating enzyme activity
Source: RefSeq, a predicted model, not a curated record
GCGGAUUGUGAGAUCGCUGACGUAAAUUUCCAGGUCACGCAGACUCGUGUUGUCAAAUAUGGUGGAAUUAUGAAGAGGAAGAGUUGUGAAAGUGUUGAAAAACAAAGCGAGAAACCGGCUAAAAUGGCAAGAGCUACAGAAAAAGACAAGAAAUAUGAUAGGCAGCUAAGGCUAUGGGGUGAUCAUGGUCAGAAAAAGCUCGAAACUGCAAAAGUUUGUUUGAUCAAUGCAACAGCUCUUGGGACCGAAAUUCUCAAAAAUCUUGUCCUUCCAGGGGUUGGCUCAUUCUCCGUUGUCGAUAAACACAAAAUAUGUGAUAAGGACAUAGGAAAUAACUUCUUUUUAAGUAACAAAUAUGUUGGAAAAAGCCGCGCUCAGUGCGCUGUUGAGCUUUUACAAGAAUUAAACCCAGAUGUGUCGGGAAAUUUUAUUGAAGAGGAUCCGUCUGAUUUAGCCACAAAUAACCCGGAUUUUUUCAAAGAAUUUACCGUGGUCAUUGCAACAGGCUUGGUUGAAAGAACACGUUUGAAAAUUUCGUCAUGCCUGUGGGAGGCAGGCAUCCCCUUGCUGCUGUGCUCGGCAUAUGGGAUGAUUGGGAUGAUGAGACUGGUUGUUCAGGAGCACACAGUUGUAGAAUCUCAUCCGGACAACGCUUUCGAAGACCUCCGCCUUGACAAGCCAUUUCCUCGACUACAGGCAUUCUCAGACUCGCUUGAAUUAACUUCUAUGUCAAAACUGGAGCAUUCUCAUACACCAUACGUAGUCCUGCUUCUCAAGUAUCUUCAAAAGUGGAAACAAACGCACGAAGGCAAAACCCCACAAAAUUACAAAGAGAAAUGUUCGUUUAAAGACACGCUUCGUCAAGGUAUUUUGGUUAAAGAGAACGGGGCACCAGAAGAAGAAGACAACUUCGAAGAAGCCCUGAAGGCUGUUAAUACUUCACUCAACACGACAAGGAUACCCGGCACAAUCCAAGAAAUACUAAAUGAUAGUCAUUGUGAAACUAUCACUCCUUCUAGUUCCGCGUUUUGGAUUCUCUGCAGAGCGUUAAAAGAAUUUGUAAAUGAAACAGGCAAUCUACCGUUACGAGGCUCGAUUCCUGAUAUGACGGCUGACUCAAAACGGUUUAUCCAACUACAAAAUUGUUACCACGAAAAGGCUCUGGAAGAUAUACAAAAUAUAUCAGAAAAACUACGAGCAAUUCUCAGUUCAAUAGGCAAGAAAUCAAAUUUUAUCGAAGACGAUGAGAUCCGGUUGUUUUGUAAAAACUCUGCGUUUCUACGAGUUAUAAGAUGUUCAUCGCUUUGCGAAGAAUACAAAACCUUUCCACAAUGUCUAGAUGGUCUGAUAGACGAACCAGAUAAUGAUGUUAUUUUCUAUGUUCUUCUACGAGCGGUGGAUAAAUUUUACUCUAGUUUCGACAGAUAUCCAGGCGAGGUCGAUGAAGAUGUAGAGGGAGACUGUGAAAGAUUGCAGGCCUGUGUCACGGAUUUGUUCAAAGAAUGGGGUGUUCAUUGUGGAAUAAAGGACGACUAUAUUAAAGAAAUGUGUCGUUAUGGAGCCUGCGAACUACAUCCAGUGGCUGCAUUCAUGGGGGGCGCCGCUGCUCACGAAGCCAUUAAACUAAUAACCCAUCAAUAUGUGCCAUUUAAUGACUGCUAUAUUUAUAAUGCAAUGACAGGCUCAUCGGUAACCAUGAAAUUCUGAACACAGCCAUAAAGUAUUCACGGUAUUAAAUCAUAGAUAGCAUUUAAUGUGAAAUUUCACGAUAGUGGAUAAAAUUUCACAUCCUUGUGAAGUUCGAAUAUUUCCUAAUUAUUGGCAUGAGAUAGUCAUGCCCUCUAGAGAAAUACUGUAAUAUAAAACGUGCUAUUUGAUAGACAGAAAAUAAAAUG